CUCUGCGCUCGCGCCGCCGCCCGCCGCCGCCCUCUGCUCCCGCGCGCGCCUUGCCGCUUCGGCUCCGCUCUCCGUGGGAACCCAUUGUAAGAGCCAGUAAAUCCUGUGGAAAAUGGCCUUCAGUGAUCUUACUUCGAGGACUGUGCGUCUUUAUGAUAAUUGGAUCAAAGAUGCUGAUCCAAGAGUUGAAGACUGGCUCCUCAUGUCCUCACCUCUGCCACAAACCAUCAUCCUGGGAUUCUAUGUCUAUUUUGUCACUUCUCUAGGACCAAAGCUCAUGGAGAAUCGAAAACCCUUUGAACUCAAGAAAGCGAUGAUAACGUACAAUUUUUCCAUAGUGCUGUUUUCUAUGUAUAUGUGUUAUGAGUUUGUGAUGUCUGGCUGGGGUACAGGUUAUUCAUUUCGAUGUGAAAUUGUUGACUACUCACAGUCACCUUUAGCGCUGAGGAUGGUACGCACCUGUUGGCUUUAUUACUUCUCCAAAUUUAUUGAGCUAUUAGAUACUAUCUUUUUUGUUCUGCGUAAGAAAAAUAGCCAAGUGACUUUCCUGCAUGUCUUCCAUCAUACCAUCAUGCCAUGGACCUGGUGGUUUGGAGUCAAAUUUGCUGCAGGUGGUUUGGGAACUUUCCAUGCCUUUCUAAAUACAGCUGUACAUGUUGUUAUGUAUUCAUACUAUGGGCUAUCUGCAUUGGGACCAGCCUUCCAGAAGUAUUUGUGGUGGAAAAAAUAUUUGACAUCAUUACAGCUUGCCCAGUUCAUUAUUGUCACUAUCCACAUAGGCCAGUUCUUUUUCAUGGAGGAUUGCAAGUACCAGUUUCCAGUCUUUCUGUACAUCAUUAUGAGUUAUGGGUGCAUCUUUCUGCUGCUCUUUCUCCAUUUUUGGUACCGUGCUUACACCAAAGGUCAGAGGCUGCCCAAAACUGUGAAAAAUGGAGUCUGCAAAAACAAAGACCACUGAAAUGCAAACACAACAUGAAUCUAUGAAUGAGACUGGUAUCUUACUUUCCUUGACAAUCAAGAGCUAUUUCCAUGUGAAGUGCAUUUUGUAUAUUUUUCAAAACCAAGAGCUUGUAUUUUUAUGAUAAGUUAUUGGGGUUUCUGAUAUUUGAGAGCCCAAAGCUCCCAGAUAACAGACCUCUGAUAAUUAGAGCCUAAAGCAGGCGGUUUUUCAGCAGCUUUUAAAUCUAAUCUAAAGGUUUUAUUUAAUACAUUUUGUUAUAGUGAAAGGAGGAUAUGAAACAGUAUAGUACUUUUCAAAGAAGUCCGGUAUAGAUGAGAAAUAUCGUUAGAUAUUUUGAGCAUGGACAGAGUUCUAUGCCAUACAAUAGAUUCCUUCUGCCAGGUCUGAAAACCUCUAACUGUGGGCGCUGGCUUUGUUGCUUGUUGAUUAUAUUCAGAAGAGUAUAUAUACCCUGGAGUUAAACUCCCAUUGUAAAGAGCUAACACUGGUGAACGUGAAGUGAAUUUUUGAUAAGUCGUUAUUUCAUACCACUAACAAUUUUUAAUGGAUCUCUUUUGAAGCUGCCACCAGUUUUGCUGAUAGGACUUCCCACAGCACUUUUGUUGUAUCAACUGCUCGAAAGCAACAGUAAUUUUGGUUAGUACAUUGAUGCACUUGACACUAAGUUUACGUUAAUAUUUUGAAAACAAGGUGAUUUGUUCUGUGGCUUGAUGAGCACUGUGCUAUUACUGUUUUGCAGUUAACUUUAUGUAUUUCUGGAAAGAGGUGAAAUACUUCUGGAAAAGUAUUCUGUAGUUCAAUGGGAAAAAUCGGUUUUCUGUUGUAUUGUAAUGUCACUUUCUCAUGUUGUCCUGGUUUAAAGGAUCAUCCUGGUUAAAUGUGUAUUGGCUAGAUGUGUGAACGUUCACAUCAUUGGCACGCUGCAGGUACCCUUAAUCAUAAGUGAUUUUAGACCACCUGUUAUUCCCAGUUUCCAGAGAUGGGUUGCAGUCAUGAGUAAAGAAGCCCAAGGCAAAUGGUGGCACAGAAGUUCUCCAGGGAAUUUUUGGUUCUGGAGGCUUUCUUAAUAAAGAGAGAAAGAGAACUUGUUUAAUAGUUGUUAUAGAUACAGUGCAUGGGAAAGUGUUUCCCAGAAGUAUGAAUUCUUCAAUAGCCUGGAUUUCUUUUUUUUCAAACCUAUAAACUCUAUAAUGAAGACCUGAAAUUCAUUUUGCCUACUUUUGUUUCUUCACGGAUAUUACUUCCUAAAAUUCUCUUGUUCUCACUUUUUCUUGGUGGCAAACCCAAACUACUGGUCGAUAGAGUUUUGCCCCAGAAACAAUGAUAUUUGCACAUUUCUGAAUUUCUCCCUAUUUUUUUCUUUUUUGUUAUAUUUAUAGUUGAAUUUGAAGGGCUGCCUAUGCCUGUAUGACUUUAAACAAUUAGUACUUAUGGGAUGGGCCUCAGUUGUGUAACACAGUGCUAGCAUUGUAUAGCAAACCUGAGUUUUUCCUCACUGUAAGCUCCUGUAGUUCAGUUUGUCCCCCCAGGCCACUAAUCUAUACCAUGGCCUCUUCUCUUAAACUUGCCAGGUUUACACUUGCCUUUAAAUGACCUUUACUGAUUUCACUUGCUUAUAAUUUGAGAAGAUGAGAGCUGAUAAAUGGGGGAAAUAACUUGUUUUUCUUAAAUAAAGAACAAAGGACAGAAAGCAGAGCUAAAGGAGCAGCUAUAAUUUAUUUCUCUGAGGGCCUCAGGAUUCCUUCAGUGUUUUCCUGUUUGGACUUUUCAUAUCCAACCUGUGCUAAAAAGAGACCAUGUAGUAGGUACUGUUACACAUGCACACAAUUCCCAAGGACCCAAGUAGGGAAAAGACCAAAAGGAAGCACAAAUACAAGACGAAACAGGAGAGUUUGGUUUUCAUAAUACUUUCCAUCCUGCAUUGUACAACCUCUCCUAACCUGCCUAUAGUCUUUAAAAUGUUUGACUUGCCAGAGAACUAGCAGCAACAUGUGAUGGAACUGGGUUCUAAAUUAUGAGAAUAGAAGUGGAGAUCUGGGAUGUUACAUAAAGAGAAAUCACAGCUAGCAGAAGUAUCCUCCAUGGAAACAUCAGUAGAUCAAAAUGAGUAUCACUGGAUAUAGGAUUUGCAUGGACAAUGUUUUAUUAAAGCGCUCUGUAGGUCACAUAGAGUUUUUUUGGGGGGUUUCAUCCACUUUUCAAGACUUCAUUGCCUUUGGGUUUACUUACCUAACAAAUAAAGAGGCCAGUUACAAAAUCUGGCUUAUGACGUGAAGCUCUAUGAAUCCUUGAAAACCUAUGUCUGUAUUAUAAAUCAAUACAAAUACAUAAUUUUAAAUAUCUAUUUACUGCCUAAAUGGAGUUGAAUUCUUAAUUAAGUGGACUACAUUGUACUUAAAUUAUAAAAUUAUGAGUUUAAAUUUUCUCAGUUACCUCUCAUUUCUGUUAAAUUGUUAAAGACUAUGGAAAAUUCUGUGGAUAUUGUCAAAGUUUGUGCAUGUGUGUGUGUCUUUUAUUUUGGAAUUUAAACGCAUAUAUUUGCAUGGGAAGAUGGUUUUAUUCCUGAAUAUUCAUUUAACCAAAGCAUUUUACACAUUGGUUGCCCACUUGCUAUAUUCAGAGCCUCUGCUAGAUAUGAGAGUGAUACAAAGAUGCCUCUGACAUAGUUGGAGCCUCCUGAAACUUAUAGACUGAUGGAGGAAAUUAUGUAACCAGGCAGCUAGGUGCCAUAUGAAUGAAAGUUGCUCACUUAGAAAGCAGGGGAGGCUACAUGAAGGAAUUAGAACUUGGGUUGUGUGUUUAAGGUGUACAGAUUGCAAAAUGGGUGGUGGGUCAGUGGGCAAGGUAUUAUAAGUAAAAAGAAGUAACAAAUCAACCUGACACAAACAAAGAAAAACAGCAAGAACAAAGCAUGGCCCGGGUAAGGAAAGUGUAGGGAAUGGCUAAAAGACCAAAGCAGAGGAGGAUUUUUUGCAGGUGAAACAGAGAGAUGAGUCCAGAAAGGGAAACGAGGUCAGAGCUUGGGGCCCACGUGGCUGUGACAUCUGGGCUUGAUUCUUCAGGAAAAUGAGAGCAUUCAGCGUUUUUUGAGGGAGGUGAGGUUUAAUCAGAGUGGUACCUUAAGAGUCAUCUGGUGGGGCGGGGUGGAGUGGCAGCUUUAGACGCUAAGGAGAGAGAUAAAUUGGUUGAUUAAGGGUGAGGGGAGGAAAGCCAGCAUGUGUGACCAGAAAGGAAGGCAGAUGUGAGAGAGCUUCUGAAGGGAGAGUUUCAUCUAGGCUGACCAUGGAUGGGAUGGGUAGCAGGUUCCAAGGAAGCUGUGUGGUGGUGUGGAAAGUGGUCUGAAACUGAAGCCAUGGGGCAUGGAUGUUAGAUGCCAAGUGACCUUGGAGAAGCCAGUUAACCUCUCUCAGCUUCUGUUUCUUCAUCUGUAAAACGGAUAGUACAAGUUCUCCUUGCUGGAUUAUUGUGUGGCUUAAAUGAAACAAUGUAUUUAAAAGCCCUUUGUAGUAAUUGAUAAAAAUAAGACCAUAAGCACAGAGAAUACUAACUCAGCAGGCUUAAAUGGGGAGGAAAGCAAAGUGAGUCC
Molecule: messenger RNA, 4547 nt
Organism: Panthera uncia (snow leopard)
Lineage: Eukaryota; Metazoa; Chordata; Mammalia; Carnivora; Felidae
Gene: ELOVL7
Product: ELOVL fatty acid elongase 7
Exons: 8
Coding region: 113-958 (281 amino acids)
Biological process (GO): sphingolipid biosynthetic process; very long-chain fatty acid biosynthetic process; fatty acid elongation, saturated fatty acid
Cellular component (GO): endoplasmic reticulum membrane; endoplasmic reticulum
Molecular function (GO): fatty acid elongase activity
Source: RefSeq, a predicted model, not a curated record